Brassica napus (rape) is the source of this 2312-nucleotide messenger RNA. RefSeq lists its product as uncharacterized. Bases 2015 to 2194 code for a protein of 59 amino acids. NCBI's taxonomy places the organism in Eukaryota, Viridiplantae, Streptophyta, Magnoliopsida, Brassicales, Brassicaceae. The transcript has a single exon. The record is from RefSeq and is a predicted model, not a curated record.
AACGAAUUAACUAGGAACUCGCCCGGGACAUUCAAGCUCGAUAUCCGAUAAAUACAUAACGAAAAUAUAGAAACACCAAGAGUGAGGGUAGACGACCUGACCAACACGCUGGAGAUGCAAGAAGACGAACUCGAGGGGCUGCUUGAUCCGGUCACCAAACUCUCUUGAGACCUCGAAGAAGAAACUAACAAAGCACUGUCUAGAUUGACAAAGGACCAAUGUCGACACUGGGAUGUGAAUGUCAGCAAACAGGAGUCGCCGAGGGAAACUGAGGACCGUAGACUACACGAGACCACAGCUAGCUCACCUUAAGUUGACUCUGAGAACCAGAGACCAAUUUCUUCACUAACGUCAAGUGAUUAACCUGCGACAGAAGAUGAAUCCAAACACAUAAAUACAAGAGCACACUUCAAAGAAGCAAGCCGGCAGCUUCAAAGAAGAUCUGGGAACCGGGACACCGGGCAGGGAAGACGGAUGAGAGGGAGGUUGACAAUACUGCCCCGGGACAGCCAUAGACGACCAUACCGGACUGCAAACACUGCAAGACUCCACACGCCAAGGCUUGCAACCCUAGUACGCGCUAGGUCAAUCGCUAACCGUAAGGCCUGCCGACGAGGAACUGAACACUCCGAAGCACUCAAGGCCAUCGGAAGGGAGGCCGUAAACCUCCAAGACUCCAAGGAGGAAAACCGUACCUGACGUACGAGACUGCACCUCCAGUCUCGUACGUCAAAAACCUUGACUAUGCUUUGGAAACUGGUGGGUGACGCUAUAAGAAGACUGCAUGGUAUGUACCACCAUUGUUGAGCUUCUUGUAACAAAGAACAAGCCAAAGUGCCUGACCACAGGUUGUGUUAUUGUAUGAAGGAGUAAGAGCAGUCCUUGAACCUCUCGAAAAUCUGUCCUCUAUGUGGAGCGCAUGUAUGUCUUUCAUGAACAAAAUCCAUACUCUAGCGUAUUCCCAGCAGAUGCAGCUACAACAUAUCGCCUGCCUCUCCAAGUAUUUGGAGAGAUACCAUAUGAACGAUGGUGCACAAAUUUUACCUGAGAAAAGAAGAAGAAAAAAAUUCAGGUCAUUGAUGUAAAAGAUAAGAAUGCACUAAAUUUACAGUCACCCAAUACAAAGCCAGAUGGAUAUGGAAUUACAUUCAUUCUCUGGCCUAGAGUAUUGCAUACAAUAUGUAAGCCAGAAACUACAGUUUUAGUAAUAAAGUAUUUUUGCAUGUUUAAGAUGAAAACCAAUCUAAAUCAAGAAAAAAAAGUUUAAGCAUCAUCUAUGUUGUAACUUAAGAAUUGUGUAUGCUGUUGUAGCCAACGUGAGAGUUUAAUAUCAAUGUUCCACAGCAGCAUUGUUCAAGUUAGAUCAAGCAUAUAUUCUUAUAAACUAUUCAGGCAGAGCAUGUGUUUCAUAAACAAAGUUAAAGCGUUGAGUACCUCACAGUUAGCAAUAUCGUAAUUAAUACUAACAUAAGCCAUCAUGAGCGAGCAUAACUGCCUCGCCAUCUAAUACAAACAUCCGCCAGUAUAAGUUUUUGAUCCAAUGUCAUUGAGUUGAUACAUCAUACAUGCAUUCAUCCUCCAUCUCAUCCCUUUUCUCCUCCUCAUCAAUUUCCUCGAGGUCUUCAUCCGCUCUGAGAAUUUCAGCUAAGUUGGAAUUUCUAGAGAAUGGGAUUUGGAAUUUUACAAGAGGUCAAAGUAGAGUAACAGACCUCAAGGAUUUUUUUACCAGAAGAUGAACCCUCUCCAGCGCCGGGUUUAUUUCUUUCAGCCGGCUGCGUUUUUAAAUAAACGCGUGGCGGCAACAAACAACAAAGACAAAAACGCAGCAUUUUGAGGCUUGUGGUGGUUAUUUCUAACGUGUGCAACGAUACGCGAAACAUUGUGUCUCGUUUUUGGUCGAACGACACAAGUGUUAGUCGAUGUCUGAAUAUCUUUAUAAAUAGUCCGUCCAACAGACAACUCACUGACACAAAAAGUUCACAACAUACCGAAUCAGAAGACAAGAAGACAAAAAAUGGCGAAUGAAUAUGGAAUCGGAAUGGGUUCGAUUAUGGCGAUUGUGGUCGUUGCGAUAAUAUUGUUGUUCGUUCCGCUAAUGAUGGGACCAGUGGCUCCACCAUCUCCUCCACUUAUCUUGGUGUUUCCUCUUGUCUUACUCUUCGUGUUUCUCUAUCUCCAUUUUACGUGCAAGUGAGAAUCUCUUUUUGGUGAUUACCAUAUGUAACAUGUAACGUAGUAUGUAUUUAUCAGAUAAAUAUUAAUAUAUGUUUCUGUCUCUACAUAUAUAAAAGAAAUAUUUUUUUCGAUUUGCA